CUACUUCCUGCAACUCUUACUACCCGAGUGCACAAUUACAGUCUACGGUCCAUCAAACGGAUUUCGGUUGCUGCUCGACUGUGCUUCAGUUUCAGUGGAGAAUAGUUUUGAGUCAGUAUUUGUGAGCUGGUGGCCAUGGCCAUACAUGCAGCAGCUUUGGCUCUGUUCACCCUGGUCAGUGUGUGGACAUUGGGCUCGGCUGCGAACUCCUCGGUAACACUGUGGAAUUCUGUGUUACCUAUUGCUGUCCUUCCUGAUACCUUGCGUCAACUUGUUUCCCCUUUGGAAGAUUCUCCAAUUGCUACAAGAUUCGCUAAUGCAGUCUCCCGGGGUGCGGUGUUCCCAGAAGUGAGCGCUGAAUUUUGCAAUGCAGCAAGUCUGGUCUGUGAUAGCCAUGUCCAAAUUGCUUCUUAUGGUCUCGAGAGGGUCGAAGCUGCUCCCCGAGCUUCCGCUAUCAAGACCAUCAACGAUUUCCAGUUCGAUUUCUUCCUUGAGAAAAACCUCUUCGUUGGCGGCGAGAUGCAACUAUCAGAAAAUCUCCAUGACCCAAUCCCCGCACGCCCCUUCCUUCCCCGCGUUGUUGCCGACAGUCUACCUUCUCUAACAACGGCGAACUUGCCAAAGCUCAGACAAAUGUUUAACAUUGCUGACAAGGCCUCUAUGUCCACAAUGAUGGGAACCGCAGCGUAUCUGUGCGAGAACCCGGCGCUCCCCGGAGAAGACAAGGAAUGCCCCAUCACUCUUGCAGCAAUGGCCCAGUUCGUCUCCUCGCAGCUGGGCUCCGAAGUGGAAGCUCUCUCAACCUCAGGCUCCCCUACCGAAGCUCCCCAUCUCAAAGCGCCUGUGAAGAUUGAGACUGUGACAAAGCGAAGUUUGACAGAAGGUGAUCACAUCAUCAUUUGCCACACUAUAAUGUUCCCUUCAGCAUUGUAUUACUGCCAUCACGUUUCUGGAACCAAGGUAGUACAGGCAUCCCUGCGCGCUCAAGACAACAGCGUUAUCCACGCCGUCGGCAUUUGCCAUCUCGACACCAGCAUGUGGGCAUCCGAACACCCAGCGUUCACCGCGUUGAACAUCCCUCGUGGCGCCGAGGCGUGCCACUGGAGCACCCAGAACGACAUGGUCUGGGUAUCGACUGCAACUCAGUGAGCAAUCAAAACGAUUCUGCAUCGUCUAACAAGUGUAAUAAACCAUCGCCAGCGGAGCUCUCAAUUAAGUACCUAUCGCCCAUGGUCGCACAGUUCACGAUUUUGCAGAGGCUGGUGCGCAUUACUGACACGAAGGCAUUUGCAAUGUCUUUGGUCUAGUUUGCUGAUUUCGGAGAGAUGAUAAGCUGUCUGAUUUUCUGUGUUUCUUUUCAGACUGAUUCUCUCCUCUUUAGUUCUUUCGCACAGUCGAGUUAAGAGUUUUGUGCCGAUUUUUGUAGUAAGAAGGGUGGCUCGCUUACAUGGUCGUGUAGCUGCUUGAACUGUGUAGGUAGCUGACCACGAUAUGUGCGCUUGAGUUGGAUAGUGAGGGAGGUUCCUACUAAACAUUUGUAGUCGCAAAAUUUUGGGUUUGGAAUCUUCGGAAGGGGUUGCGUCCUCAUUGGAACUUCCACUUAUCUUGUGUUCCUCCAUACUUCAAGGUUUUUGAAGCAGUCGAAACAAAAGAGGUGUCGUGAGAACUUUCUGUUUUGUGUCAAGUUCCAGUUCCGUAGAAUUUUGAAAGCGUCAAAUUGCGACAAUGAAGACGUCUGUGCAGUGUUGAAUUGCGCUACCUGUCAAACUCACUCUUCUAAGCUCACGAGAUGAUUUUAACAUGCAAAGCUCCAGAUUUAUAUUA
Physcomitrium patens is the source of this 1824-nucleotide messenger RNA. Its product is annotated as polygalacturonase non-catalytic subunit AroGP3. The record is from RefSeq and is a predicted model, not a curated record. Lineage: Eukaryota; Viridiplantae; Streptophyta; Bryopsida; Funariales; Funariaceae.